Molecule: messenger RNA, 1324 nt
Organism: Trichophyton rubrum CBS 118892
Lineage: Eukaryota; Fungi; Ascomycota; Eurotiomycetes; Onygenales; Arthrodermataceae
Exons: 1
Coding region: 204-815 (203 amino acids)
Biological process (GO): protein phosphorylation; regulation of mRNA processing; spliceosomal complex assembly
Molecular function (GO): ATP binding; protein kinase activity
Source: RefSeq, a predicted model, not a curated record
UAAAGUAGAGAUAUAAUUAAAAAUCUCUACAAGCUCUUAUCUAAUUUGAAAAUCCAGAUCUAUUUUUCGUUCUUGCUGGCUCAAAAUUACAGUUGCAAAAUCCCUCUAAUAUGUAGCGUGAAAACACCCCUUCCUUGGCACCUUGCAAUGUUUAACGUCUCACACUCUUCGAGAUUCCACCCCCUUUUCAUCAUCCCGUGCCGAUGCCUAUGGCUAGUCGUGCCCGCAUUGCAAAGGCGUUGCAGUACCGCUGCCGACAGAUUCGAUUUUUCACCCCAACCACGAAUAUACCCACCGUUAUGGAGCCAAGCAAAGUCAAGUAUGCGUAUAUCGAGGAAGGCGUCGAGCGCCUGGACUACUAUGUCCGUGGCGGGUAUCAUCCGGUAAAUAUUGGUGAUGAGUUCCAGGAAGGCCGCUAUGUCAUUGCCCAUAAACUUGGAUUUGGACGGUCUGCCACUACCUGGCUGGCUGAAGAUAAAGAAACGAAAAAACUUGUCGCUCUCAAAAUUUCCACUGCAGAAUCAGUUGAGCGCACUCAUGAGGAACAAAUUCUUUUACGACUGGCCAGGUGUCGAUCAGUGUUACCUGGAAAAGCCAUAGUCCAGAUAUUGCUUGACUCUUUCACCUUCUCCGGGCCAAAUGGGACACAUCGGUGCUUGGUUACGGAUGCUGCGAGGGUUAGCAUUCAUGUUACAAAGGACAUGGCUUAUCACCGCCUUCUCCAGCUUGAAGUCGCUAGAGCCAUUGCAUCCCAAUUGAUAUUGGCACUGCAAUUUAUACAUGCUCAGGGGGUCGUUCACGGCGGUAUGUUUUGAUUCUAUGACAUACCUGAACUGGCUUGGAGUCUAAACCAGAUGACACAGAUCUUCACGCUGGAAAUAUUCUCCUUCAUCUACCGCCAAAUAUUCGGAGCAUGACCCGCGAACAGCUAUAUAUAAAUAUUGGAAGGCCUGACGAGGAGCCUGUUAUUCGUGUAGACGGCUUACCCCUUAAUAAUAGGGUUCCUUUAAAGGUCAUUUUCCCGGUAUUACUAGGGCUUGGAAGUGAUAAGAUCAAGUUAGCCGAUUCUUCUAUUCUACUUACAGACUUUGGAGAAGCUUUUGAUCCUCAAAGAACACAGCGAUUCACUGCACAUACACCAGUUCCCUUAUCACCGCCAGAAUCUCGCUUCGCGGAUGAACCGCUUUCUUUUCCAUCAGAUAUCUGGACUCUUGGGUGUGUGAUCUGGGACCUAUUUGGAUCCAGUCCACCAUUCGAAGCUUUCCCCGGCUCGCAGGAUGAUAUUACCGUCGAGCAUGUUGAGACAUUUGGUAAACUCCCGGAU